This is a messenger RNA of Mytilus californianus (California mussel), 1719 nucleotides long. RefSeq lists its product as uncharacterized. The coding region runs from base 46 to 1533 and encodes 495 amino acids. The record is from RefSeq and is a predicted model, not a curated record. Lineage: Eukaryota; Metazoa; Mollusca; Bivalvia; Mytilida; Mytilidae. The transcript has 10 exons.
UGACAGGACAUGUGUCUCUAUAUCGAAAUGAUGUGAAACAUAAAUAUGGAAUUAAAAAUUAUUUGGACUGUUUUAUUUGUCUUCGGUUUCUUAUCCUGGAAAGUAAAAGCAGGCCAUUACAUGACAAUAAGUUCCGGCAGAAUGACUUGGCUAGAGAGCUUUAGUUACUGUAGCCUUGCUUCUGAGGACAGUAUACAAUAUUUAGUUGACGGAGAAUACAGAGGUUGGGUUGGUGGGAUUUAUUUAAACUCACAGUGGAUGAUUCAUAAAGGUUGUUAUAGCAAUUCUGGAGCAAUGAUUAAUAAUAGUGUCUAUGACAUUAAAAGGUUAACACCAACACUUUGUUCAGAGAAAUGUAAAUUGAUACCAUAUUUUGCAUUGAAAUACAACUGGUGUCUUUGCCUACAUUCUCUUUACAAUUUGAAUGAUGCUGAUUCAUCAAAGUGCACGUACAAAUGUCCAGGUUCAAACAAUUAUGUAUGUGGAGAAAGAUCUCAUUUUACAGUAUACAAGCACAUUACCGGAAAAUUACAACCCAAAAGUGAUGUCGAUCAAAAUCUUGGCUGUUCCGUUAUUGUGCCUAGAAAUGAUACGUUUGUAUUGAAAGCUGUUGACUGCCAUUCAAAUUACUGGACAAUAUGUGUAAUAUAUGGAGUUACUAGACAAAUGGGAUUCACAGAAACUUAUCAGUUGGCAAUUAGUAGAUGUUCCUCGUUAAAUGGGACAAUACUUAGCAUCUUCGACAAUCUUGAUAAUUUGGAGGAUGGAAGAGAGUACUGGUCUAAUAUAUUUAGAUCCAUGUUUUUGAAAUGGACAACUAAUGAAUCAUUCGAUGAAAUCUGCUAUAAAGUAGAUGGAUUGUUAAAUGUUGAUUGUUUAUAUUUAACAGUGAGGUACAGGGCGGUUAAGUAUAUUCCAUUGCCUUGUAAAUACAACGGUACGGCCAUCUGCAAACCCAAACAACCAGGAGAUCCAGCUGUCAUCAGACAGUGUCAAACUAAAAUGUUUACUGCAGCAAGUACAAAGGAUGAAAUAUCAACAAGAGAAAGAUCUACAUCAAGUACAAAAGAGGAAAUAUCAGCAGAAGAAAGCAAAUUCGCAUCAACGACGAUUUUAGCCUCGUCUAAUGAAAGGACGGACGUAACUGCAUUUUUAGCAUCGAAAAAGUCAACAAUAUUAUUAGCACCAUCAAUGCCGAUCAAAUCAAUAAUAGUUGUAGCAUCAUCAACGCCGAGCAUGUCAACAGAUAGCAAGUCAACGAAUUUUGAUUAUACUAAACUUGUCAAAAGAUCUUCGACAAAGGAACUUCAUUUCAGCGUCACUACUACAUUUAGUAUAGCGGUUCUAGUUAUUCUUGUAGUAUUUGUUUUGGUGUGUCUCCAAGUAUCACUGAUUGGCAUACUCCGUCGUCAUUGGAGAGCAACACAAGAAGGAAAUCAAUAUGAGCUGACUUCACAGUUUACGACUGAACCUAGAAUGUAUGCACAACCAGAAAUACAGCAUUACGAGGUUGUUGAUGAGAUCCCUUCAUAAUUGAACAUUUAAAACCCGUCGGUGCACUAGAUUAUAAGACUCGUACUUUUUUUAAAAUUUUUAUAUCGUAUUAAAAGACAAUUUUAUUGAGUGAAAAAGCUUUUAUAAAUAAUACGACUAUAUCUUUCUAUGUGCCACAACUUAUGCUUAUCUUAUCUUGCUACCUUACUAAAAACCUGUAAGCUA